AUGUACGCCAACAAUUCAUUUGCACGGUAUGCCGUGCCGAUGAGCGGCAGCAAACAACAGCAGCAGCAACAACAACAACCCACCAAUUCGCUUGUCAAUCUGCAUUCGUCAUCCGAUGUGUCUCUUUCUCUGGCAGGCAGCACGUCAACCCAUGUAGCACGUCAAUUAUCUUAUGCACAGAUUUCAAGGCAAUCGUCGUCGCCACACCAUCAUGCUCGUACAGCUGCAGCCAUGGCUCGUAAUGCUCCUGUUUCUUCGACGGUGACUAUCACUGAUCCGAAUAACCCCAACAAGUCUCUCAACGGCUUCAGCAAAACGGAGGUUGGACGACCAGCAAGAUCAUCAAUGAUGAAUGAAUCGACUGAAGAGAGCUCUCAGACAUGGACGACGUUGGAUAUGGGUGGAAUGGGGCUUAAGAACCUUGCAUUGGCUGUAUGCAAUUAUUCAUUUCUCACCGUGCUCUACUUGAAUCACAACAACUUGACGUUUCUACCGCCUGCUCUAUCAAAGUUAUCUCAUCUCAAGACAUUGGAUGUAUCUGGCAACAAACUUACCGAUAUUCCACCUGAUCUCGGAUUACUUAUCAACCUACGAGAGCUCCUACUCUUCGACAACAACCUCGUCACAUUACCAUCCGAACUUGGCUCGCUCUAUCAACUUGAAACACUUGGCCUCGAAGGCAAUCCACUACAUCAAGACAUUAGAGAUAUCCUCAUUCAAGAAGGAUCAGCUGCUGUCAUUCAAUCUCUACGAGAGAAUGCACCAGUGGGGAUGCCACCUCCUCAACGAGAGUGGAUCGCAGUAGAUACCAGCGGAUCAGAAUCGGAUCCAGGGAGAUUCACGGUGCUAUGCUAUAAUAUCCUCUGUCAAAAAUAUGUCACGAGUCAAGCCUAUGGAUAUGCACCUUCAUGGGCAUUGGGUUGGGAAUAUCGCAAGGAGCUCAUCCUCUCUGAAAUUUUUGGUUGCGACGUGGAUAUCGUGUGUCUUCAAGAACUAUCUCUAGAUUUAUACGAGGAUGAAUUCAGGGAGGAAUUUAGACAACGUGGUGAUUAUGACAGCGUUUACUAUCCCAAAUCAAGAGCAAAGACCAUGUCUGGAACAGAGCGAGGCCAAGUGGAUGGAUGUGCAACUUUUUUCAAAUCAUCAAAGUUCGAAUUGAUUGAGGUGCAUCUAAUGGAAUACAAUCAAAAAGCGCUGCAACGAGCCGAUUUCAAGAAGAGUGCUGAUAUUUAUAACCGCGUCAUGACCAAGGACAAUAUCGCGGUGCUCACGAUGCUAGAAAACAAGGAAACCUUGGAUCGUAUCCUCGUUGCCAAUACACAUCUUCAUUGGGAUCCAUCGUUUGCAGACGUCAAAUUGGUGCAAGUUGGUAUGCUAUUGGAUGGCAUCGAGAAAUUUGCUACAAAGUACUUGAAACCACCUCCCUCUUCACCUAAUGGACCCACCUACGCUUCGACUUCGGACCUACCUACUCUCAUCGCUGGCGAUUUCAAUUCUGAACCUGUGUCAGGUGUCUAUGAAUUUUUGUCAAAGGGAUUGGUUCGUGAAAACCAUGACGACUUUGGUGAAUAUCUAUACGGCGAUUAUACCAAGGAAGGUCUCUCUCACAAUUUGAGUCUCAAGAGUGCUUAUGCAUCAAUGGAUGAGCUUCCCUUCACCAAUUACACGCCUGACUUUAAAGGUGUCUUGGAUUACAUUUGGUCGACAACCAACACGCUUCAAGUCAUGUCACUACUUGGACCUAUUGACAAGCAGUAUCUUGGCAAAGUGAUUGGUUUUCCCAAUCCACAUUUUCCUUCCGAUCAUAUUCCCAUCAUGGUUGAGCUUCAGUGUAAGACUCCCAGGGCAGCGGAAAAGAAAGCAGCGGACAAACAAGACAAGCGAUAG
This is a messenger RNA of Lichtheimia ornata, 1887 nucleotides long. RefSeq lists its product as uncharacterized. The transcript is spliced from 6 exons. Gene Ontology annotation, biological process: nuclear-transcribed mRNA poly(A) tail shortening. Gene Ontology annotation, cellular component: nucleus; cytoplasm; CCR4-NOT complex. Gene Ontology annotation, molecular function: protein binding; poly(A)-specific ribonuclease activity. NCBI's taxonomy places the organism in Eukaryota, Fungi, Mucoromycota, Mucoromycetes, Mucorales, Lichtheimiaceae. The record is from RefSeq and is a predicted model, not a curated record. Bases 1 to 1887 code for a protein of 628 amino acids.